AUGGACGAAAAGAAAGCAUGCGAUGUACCUGGCAUCGAGUUAGUAUCAGGCACCAUCAGCUUGCCAUCACCUGACACUAAUACGCUUGAUGAGCCCGUUUCUACUACAAUUCUUCGUGACUUACGUCUCGUGGGAGGCAAGCUACGUGUUGUUCUGAUGCCCAGUAAUACGUCGGAAGAGACGCUUAAAGCACUACGAGACUGGGAUUUAUGGGGUCCGCUGCUGCUAUGUCUAACGCUCUCCAUCAUGUUAAGUAUUACGGCUCCGGUAUCGCAGUCGGCCAUGGUAUUUACAGGAGUCUUUAUUGUGGUUUGGGUCGGUGCCGCCGUCGUAACUAUCAACGCACAGCUGUUGGGUAGUGCCAUAUCAUUCUUUCAAAGUGUUUGUGUAUUGGGAUACUGCGUCUUUCCUUUGAAUAUUGCCACAUUGAUGUGUAUGUUGACCAAAGUUGUGGUUCCGCACAUCUUAUUGCGAAUGGUCAUUGUCAGUAUUGGAUUUCUUUGGUCAACACGAGCGUCAGUUGUAUUCAUGUCGAAGUUGGUACCUCCAAAGCGCAAGGCGCUAACAGUAUACCCUGUGUUACUAUUUUACUUGUUGAUCAGCUGGAUGGUCCUUAUCCAAUAA
This is a messenger RNA of Plasmopara halstedii, 624 nucleotides long. RefSeq names its product yipf6-like protein. Gene Ontology annotation, cellular component: trans-Golgi network; membrane. The coding region runs from base 1 to 624 and encodes 207 amino acids. The transcript is spliced from 5 exons. The record is from RefSeq and is a predicted model, not a curated record. Gene Ontology annotation, biological process: endoplasmic reticulum to Golgi vesicle-mediated transport. NCBI's taxonomy places the organism in Eukaryota, Oomycota, Peronosporomycetes, Peronosporales, Peronosporaceae.